Molecule: messenger RNA, 3534 nt
Organism: Mizuhopecten yessoensis (Yesso scallop)
Lineage: Eukaryota; Metazoa; Mollusca; Bivalvia; Pectinida; Pectinidae
Product: acyloxyacyl hydrolase-like
Exons: 19
Coding region: 39-1799 (586 amino acids)
Biological process (GO): negative regulation of inflammatory response; lipopolysaccharide catabolic process
Molecular function (GO): calcium ion binding; acyloxyacyl hydrolase activity
Source: RefSeq, a predicted model, not a curated record
UAUCAUGUGACUAUCAUGUGAUUUGGUAUCGCCCAAAAAUGUUGGACAGGGUGCUUUUACUUUCUGUUUUUCUGUUAUUGUGUUUUGCUACAUCACCAACAUCAUCAACUGUGGUUGGAGAUUUUAUGAUCAGAGGAAGAAAUGGCGGAGUCUCAUGUGCAACGUGUACGGUCAUCAUGGGUUUGACAGAGCAGUUGUCUGUGAUACACAAUGAAACCAUCAUACAUUCCCUGGAACGACUGUGUAACUACCUCCCGGACAAAUACAGACAGCAAUGUCAGAUAUUCACAGAGUUCUUUGGAAGUAUUCUCAUAGCAAGAUUCACAAAAGAUGACAACCCGGACACAGUUUGCCGUAAAAUCAGAUUCUGUUACACCGAGCCAGAUAAGCAGGAAUGCCACAUCUUUCCGAAAUCCAAGUCUACGGUUAAAAGGAGUCCACGAAAUAUUCACUCAGGAAUCCUGAAAGAAGUCUUAAGUUAUGAAAUGAAGCAAGCACCAUACAAGAUACACCAAGAUCCUAAGAUAUGUGAAUUACCAGGAAUAAAAACUAUUUGUAAUUGGAUAGACAUGAUAUUUGACAAACAUGAUCCUGCUAUUGACUUGGAUGAUGACAGAUACAGUACAUACAAGACACUGCGAGGGAGCUCCUGGAGGGGAAAGGACUGUGAUGAUGGUAGAAAGGACAUACACCCUGGAAGCCGGCCAAUCCAGUCAGACGGGGACAAGGAUAGUAAUUGUAAUGGUAUCAUGGGAGUAGAUCCCGUCAGCGGCCAGCCAUACGAGGACCUGUACUGCAAGGAUAGCCAAGCGAGGGGCGUGGUUGUCCUUGGCGACUCAAUCAGUGCACACUUCCACAUUCCCAGGGAGUGGCUAAACAGUACAGAAAUAUCAGCAGUAGUUUUUGAACCUUUACCUUUCAUCUUGGAGAAUGAGUUUGAUUGGCCAGAAUUGUCUUCUAUCACAGGUUACAUGAACAACACUUACACCAAUGUAAACCAUGGCCCUAUGAACUCGGUCUAUGACUAUCUGUGGCAGAGGAACCGCUGUAACCACAGGGAUUACCAAAACAUUGCUGUCAAUGGUGCCAGAUCAGGGUCAAUGGUUGACGAAAUCGAGAAAAGCCUUUUUCGUAACCAGACAACAGACAAUCCUGUCACUCUGUUCUACGCCUUGGUUGGAAACGAUGUUUGUAACGGUCAUCCAGACACAUUUGCUCACAUGACAACCCCAGAGGAAAUGAAGAACAACUCCAUUAGAACUUUACAGUUUUUGGAGAAGGCAUUGCCCGCUGGAAGUCACGUUUUCUUUGUAGGUUUGGCAGACGGAAGGGUCCUCUUUGAAGGUCUAAAGGAUAGAAUCCAUCCCAUUGGUUCUCUCAGGAAUGACGUCACCUACUCCAACUUUUACGAUUACUUUAAUUGCUUAGAGAUAUCUCCUUGCCUAGGUUGGAUGAAUACUAAUGAGACAGUAAGAAAUAUGACAACACAGAGAGCCGAGCAGCUGAGUAAUGUACUGAAGGAGGUGGCACUGACUGAGGCAGCCAAGUACCACAAUUUUAAACUCGCCUACGUGGAAAAUCCUAUUUUCCAAGUUGUUGAGUAUUGGAAGAAACUUGGACGUCCACUUUGGGAGCUGAUAGAACCAGUUGAUGGUUUUCAUACAAAUCAGCUUGGUCAAGCACUCACAGGGCAAGUCCUAUGGCAGAACCUGGAAACUGAAUAUCCCGAUGCUAUCGGUCCUAUCAACCCAUUUAACACCAAGAUCAAAACCAUUUUUGGAGAUCAAGGAGGCUACUGAGCAUGUGCAAUAUCACCCAAAGUGAUACAUAUAUUUUUCUGUGAUAAAUAUAUAUUAAUAUGUUAAUCUAUAUUCUAACCAACUACCAAAGUUUGCUGUUUGGUCGUUCCAUUGUUAUUUCCUUGCCAAAUAUCUUUUUGACUAUUUACAAUCCAAAAUAUUUCCUUGCCAAAUAUCUUCUUUAUUGUACAUGAUCUAAAAUGUGAGACAUGCUAUUUCCUUGCCAAAUAUCUUCUUUAUUGUACAUGAUCUAAAAUGUGAGACAUGCUAUUUCCUUGCCAAAUAUCUUCUUUACUGUACAUGAUCUAAAAUGUGUGACAUGCUAUUUCCUCUCCAAAUAUCUUUUUCAACUGUUAACAAUCAUAAAAUGUGAGACGUUAUUUCAUUACGAAAUAUCUUAACUAUUCACAAUCCAAAAUGUGAGACGUUAUUUCCUUGCCAAAUUACUUAUACUGUUCACAAUCGAAAAUGUGAGACGUUAUAUACACUGUAAUAAAAGAGGAACUCAGUAAACUGCAUUUUUAAUAUUAUUUCCAUAGAAGAUUAAGAUAAUGCUUUGCAAUAUGGUAUCGUUUUGAGGGAUAUAUUUUUGUAUAUGAAAUUUUUGGUACCAGAUAUUAUAUUUUCAUACUUGAUAUGUACUUAUGUAUUUAUGUCCAUUAAAGUGACAUUAUUUUAUAAGAAAUAUACAAGUUAAGUUUGUAAAGGUGGACAAUUUGAUUCAGAUCAAUACUUGGUUACUUUAGCAUAAACGUGAUUGACAUGUGUAUGCUAUAGACAUAUUUUUGUUAUAGACUUAUUAUGUUAUGUCGUGCAGCUGAAUAAAAUAUCACUAAUAAUCUAGUACAUGUUUAAACUGGAGUUGAAGAGCCAAUUACUUGACCUAGGAUAAAAUCAUGACUUUGUUAUGAGCAGGAAAUCAAAUAAAGCAUGAUUAUAUGGCCCAGACAAUAAUAUUGUCGGCAAUAAGCCAAUGUUCUGAUUAUGAAAGUUCAGUUUACGUGAAUAAUGUUAUAGCUUUAUUCCUUUAAAAGAUUUAAUUCCAAUAUUUAUUACAUAGCUGGAUAGCUGAAUUUCAAUAUAUGUAAAACUCUUAAUAUAUAGGAGAUUGUUUUUUGGAUUUUUUAAUAUUCAUAUAAUUUCUAAUUUGCGUACAUGGCAGCUAUACAUAUGGAUCUUUUUUCUUCUAAAAUGGAGCAUCUUUUGUAGCUUGGUUAAUACAUAUGCAUUAUAUGUUACAAUUAGAACAUUCGAUAAAUACAGAACGUUAGUCAAUACGAUAGGAAAAAACAAGGCAUGUUGAUAUAUCUUAUAAUGCGAAAUAUAUAUAUAUAUAUUUUAUGAAAACUGGGUAAACAGUUGUCAGUAACACAUUAUAAGGAAAAAUGUAAAGAUGUGAAAGUUAUAGAUCCUAUGAUAGGGAAACUGCUGGGUAAUUAUGUUUAAGCCUCAUUUCAUGACGGGAAUCUGUGGUUAAAAUAUGUAGGUUAUAUGUUUUUGUGGGAAAAUCUGUUAUACGUUACAAUGGGUCAGAAACAAUGUUAAUACAUGUAAGAUAUAUGUUAUAAUUGGAAAAUACUGUUAUAGGUGUGCAGAUCUGUUUAGCUUGUCAUUAGUCUGUGAUUCGAAAUUAAUCAUCUAAAGUGCCUUACCUUUUGAAUCAUAUUGUAUGAUUUGUUAAGUCAUUAUUAAUGUUUAUUGAUUACCUUGUAUUAAUAAAACCCUAUUUAAUUCU